This is a messenger RNA of Sclerotinia sclerotiorum 1980 UF-70, 816 nucleotides long. RefSeq lists its product as hypothetical. NCBI's taxonomy places the organism in Eukaryota, Fungi, Ascomycota, Leotiomycetes, Helotiales, Sclerotiniaceae. Bases 1 to 816 code for a protein of 271 amino acids. The transcript is spliced from 4 exons. Gene Ontology annotation, biological process: siderophore transmembrane transport. Gene Ontology annotation, molecular function: siderophore-iron transmembrane transporter activity. The record is from RefSeq and is a predicted model, not a curated record.
AUGGGCGAAUACACAAACGAGAACAUGAACACCACCGCUGACUCCGAGGAGACUUCUACAAAACGACCCGAGACAGAGCAUGCCGCACUUCGCUCUGAAGCUCUAGGUGGCGCAAAUUCCGUAGACUCUAAUGAAAAAGAUGCCGAAAUUGCCAGUAAUAAUGUUGGAAAUGCCACUCAAGCUGGUGUGCAAAACAUUGAGGCCGUCUCAAUGACCUGGACAACAUGUUCCUUGGUAAUAGCAUACAUUGGUAUAUUUCUCAUCUCCUUUACCACCUCGCUCGAAUCACAGGUGGUCAUGUCACUUUCUAUUUUUGCUACAAGCUCGUUCAACAAUCACUCUUUAAUUUCUACAGUUUUGGUGGUGCAGAGUGUUUUCAUGGCUGUCAUUAAAACGCCUAUGGCAAAAACCGCCGAUGUAUUUGGUCGACUCGAGGCCUUCUCCAUUUCAAUCUUCCUUGCCGUGCUCGGCGGACUUACAAUGGCCAUUUCCAGCAAUGUUCAAACCUAUGCCGCAGCUCAAAUAUUCUACGCAGCUGGUUCAACUGGUCUCCAAAUCCUCCAGCAGAUUUUCAUUGCUGAUACGACUGAUCUCCUCAAUCGUGCUUUGUGGUCCAGUUUACCGCAAAUUCCAUUCUUGAUUACUGUAUGGAUCGGCGCGCCUAUCGGAGACAAAAUUUUGAAAACGACAACAUGGAGAUGGGGUUAUGGUAUUUGGUGUAUACUCCUACCAGCCGUAUUUUUACCAUUGGCAUUGUCUCUGUUUCUUAACAAUAGGAAAGCGAAGAAAGCUAACCUCACUGCUCCAUCCCCUUGA